This is a messenger RNA of Penicillium lagena, 804 nucleotides long. RefSeq names its product HVSL domain-containing protein. The record is from RefSeq and is a predicted model, not a curated record. Lineage: Eukaryota; Fungi; Ascomycota; Eurotiomycetes; Eurotiales; Aspergillaceae. Gene Ontology annotation, biological process: U6 snRNA 3'-end processing. Gene Ontology annotation, molecular function: 3'-5'-RNA exonuclease activity. The transcript is spliced from 3 exons. The coding region runs from base 1 to 804 and encodes 267 amino acids. Gene Ontology annotation, cellular component: nucleus.
AUGUCCCUGGUCCAAUACUCCGACUCCGACUCCGAUGAAGGGGAGGAAACGGCCCAGUCCCGCUCAGCUCUCCCGCCAUUACCGCCCUCCUUCCACGAUCUGUACGCCUCCAGCACCCGCGUCAGCGUGCAAGAUGACCCGGCCCUCCACGACGGACGGAAGCGCGUCAUUCCCCAUGUCGAAGGCAACUGGCCCACGCACCUCUACCUCGAGUAUCUCAUCGGCUCCCACCACAGUCUGCUGCAUUCCGAUCUGGGCGCGCAAUUGCCCCUCCACAUCAGCCUGUCGCGACCGGUAGUUCUGCGCACGGAACAGCGGGCUUCGUUUACAGAGAGACUGGAAACGGUGAUCAAAACCGCCCAUAUUCCCCCGUACGUUUUGAUCUCCAGACAUCCCUGGUCGACAUAUCGUCCCGCCCACCUGGACUGGGUCUCCAACCACGAGCGCACGCGCUGGUUCCGCGUGCUCCGCGUGCAGAAACCUGCCCGUAACAAUCUCAACCAGCUGCUGCGGUUGGCGAACGACGCCCUUGCUCAUUUUCACCAGCCGCCGCUCUACGAGCGAGACACCCGCGCGUCCCGUGCGUCUGCGGGUCAGAAGAGCGGUCUGGCAGAUGGGGAUAUCGAUUACACGGACUGCUUUCAUAUCUCGCUUGCGUGGAGUCUGGAUGAACCGGACCCCGAGGAGCGGGAGAGGGUGAGGGAGAUGGAUCUGAAGGCGCUGCAGGGAUUGAGAGUGCGAUUUGAUAGUGUCAAGGCAAAGAUUGGGAAUCAUGUUGUUAGUAUACCACUUUCUAGGGAGUGA